CCAUAUAACACAUCCGAGGACAACAUGAGGAAACUCCUGCCAUGUAUAUUGAUAUUAUUGAUCGUGGGCGUUGUGACGGGGCAGCGCAGUGUCAGCAACAAAAGGGAUUGUUCUAAAAAUGAAUACUGGAGUGACGGGCUCUGCUGUGACAAAUGUGCUCCAGGCUAUAAGUUGAUAAAGAAAUGCUCUAGUGGCAUGCAAUCUGAAUGUGAGAAAUGUUCAGACGGGACGUACCAAGACAGCAUGAACUAUUUCCCAAACUGCUUCAGAUGCCAGAAAUGCAGCAAGCGUCAUGCAGUGGUGAUUUCACCAUGUACAAACCAAAAUAACACAGUUUGUGGAUGUCAGCCAGGACACCGCAUGCGGUUCUUAGAUGGGUUCUCAGAUUCAUCCAGGAUUUCAUGGGAUUGUGUGCCCUUGAAAAGGACUAAAAUCCAGACAUUGCUACAUGUCAGAGGGAUGGUCACCAUGUCUAGUACUGACCACGUUGGACUGACCCACUGUAAGUUUCUCCUGGUGUUCGCAGUCCUCAUGGAUCUUUUCGGUGUUUCUAUCCUCUUGAUCGGCAUCUUCGUCCCGCUUGAAAUAGGUGGUCGUGACUUUGGUGAUCUGUUGGUGUAUUCUGGAGCUCUGCUGGUGUUGAUGUCUAUGGGGGCUUGGGUCAUGUGGUACAGUGGGAAUAUUGAUGGUUUAAUAUCAGAGAAGGAGCUGACAGACAAACACACUGUUGUGGAGCGGUUCGCUCGCAGCCUCAGUCGCCGCAUACGGAGACCCCACCGCGACCACCGCACAUCCUGACCCCUGGGCAUGGCAGAGAGCACAUACACAGGGCUGGGAUACCAACAUUUAGGCUAAAAUCUCAGUUGGAAGAGGAGGAAAAGAAUCUGAAGGUUGACAGAUUUGUUACAAUGUGGUGUUUCCAAUUACUACUACCACGAAAUUAGUCAUUUUAUAGAAUCUGUACUGUAGUGCAACUCUCAUUGUAGAAAAAAUGAUGAAAAUGUGUAUAUUUUUGUAUACUA
Molecule: messenger RNA, 1022 nt
Organism: Rhinichthys klamathensis goyatoka
Lineage: Eukaryota; Metazoa; Chordata; Actinopteri; Cypriniformes; Leuciscidae
Gene: tmem238a
Product: transmembrane protein 238a
Exons: 5
Coding region: 25-798 (257 amino acids)
Biological process (GO): inflammatory response
Cellular component (GO): mitochondrion; signaling receptor complex; membrane raft
Molecular function (GO): tumor necrosis factor binding; tumor necrosis factor receptor activity
Source: RefSeq, a predicted model, not a curated record